AUGGAGUUUUCAAAUGUUAAUCUUAUUGUGUUCUUGGUCCUAAUUUUUUUUAUUCUUAUCACUGAAUCACAAUCCGUGUACGGAGAAAAAUCACGCAUACUUAAAAGAGAAAAAGAAGAUUGGGAACUGGAGAAGCAACUAAAAAUUCUAAACAAAAAGCCAACCAAAACUAUCAAGACGGAAUUCGGAGACACGAUAGAUUGCAUCGACAUUUAUAAGCAACCUGCAUUUGAUCAUCCUUUGCUCAAAAAUCAUAAAAUACAAAUGGUUCCAAGUUCAAUUCCAGAAGAAACAACUCGUAAAAACAUCUCAUCAUCUAUUUAUCGCAGUUCAAAUAUUGAUAAUGGGUUCAGAAAUGAAAAAUGUCCACCGGGUACAGUACCGAUCCGUAGGACAAAAAAAGAAGAUUUAAUCAAUACCCAGAAGCUUCUACCUAAUACCAUUGCAUCCCAUCCAAACGCUUACACUCUCUCCCCUAUGAACAACCAUGUUAUUUCAAUCGUAGAAUUUAGUAAUACAAAAGCAUUUUUCGGAGCUACAGCUUAUAUGUCUGUACAUGAGCUUAAACUGGAUAAUAACCAGUUUAGCACCGCACAAAUUUGGAUAAAAAAUGGUCCGGAUGAAGAAGUAAAUAGCAUUGAAUUUGGCUGGAUGGUAUAUCCUGCACUCUUCGGUGAUAGCCGCACUCGACUAUUUGGUUAUUGGACGGCUGACAAUCAGAAAGAAACAGGUUGCUUUGACGUGCUUUGUCCUGGGUUUGUUCAAGUUGACAGUGACGUAUCUCUUGGUGCAAUUAUAGAACCAUUAUCAGUCUAUGGAAAAGAUGCAUGGGAACUGCCAGUGAAAGUAUACCGGGACCCACAAACUGGUAAUUGGUGGUUGAUCACUGACAAGACUAUAGGAUAUUGGCCAAAAGAAAUCUUUACACAUUUGGCAAACAAUGCUUCAAUCAUACGAUUUGGAGGGGUAGCAGGGGCACAACCUCAAAUGCCAGCUCCACCAAUGGGAAAUGGAUAUUUUCCUCAACUUCAAGAUUUUUUGAAGACAGCAUAUAUGAGGGAAAUGAAGUACAUUGAUGAAAAAGGACACUCUGUUAACCUAAACCCCUAUGGAGUACCAACCAAGCAUGAUAUUACGCAAGACUGUUACAAUAUUUUGUUUGCUGGUAAUAUUGGAUGGGACUAUGAGAUAACGAUGGCAUUUGGAGGACCUGGUGGUAUUUGUCCUUAAAACAUUAAUUAAUGCCACAUGAAUAAUAUCUAUUUGCGCGAUUUUGUUGUAUUGAAACAGUUUGGAUAUUUCAAGUGUUAGUUUUUGGAUAUACAAAUUUUCCUUG
Molecule: messenger RNA, 1336 nt
Organism: Papaver somniferum (opium poppy)
Lineage: Eukaryota; Viridiplantae; Streptophyta; Magnoliopsida; Ranunculales; Papaveraceae
Exons: 6
Coding region: 1-1230 (409 amino acids)
Source: RefSeq, a predicted model, not a curated record